AUGCAGAGAGGUGAAGAAGAGGAUACAUCGCUAGAUGAUGGCCCACUGACAGAUCGUCGUUGUACUGAUGUAAUUUUCCUUAUAAUAUUGGUGCUCUAUUUAGCUGGAAUGGUUUAUGUAGCAUACAUAGGCAUUAGUAAAGGUGACCCUUAUAAAAUGAUUUACGGUGUAGAUAGCUGGGGCAAUAUUUGUAACCGAAAGAAUGAGCCGAUUCCAGGGGCGCCAAUGUCUGGGCGAAACAUGAUUGGGAAAGUAAAGAAAUUUUACUUCGACCAGACGUAUUUUACGUCCCAGAUAAAUACAGGACUACCAGUAUUAGAUGAAAGUAUCUACAUUUCCACAUGUGUGUCAGGAUGCCCAAAUGAUACGUUGCUAGAUCGUUCAGCAAUUGAUGAAUUUCGGAACACUUCUGGAAUCAACCUCUGUAGAUAUGAUACCAUGUCUUAUGUGUCAGACAACCAAUUAUGCCCUACUCCACCUAUAACUAAGCAUAUGAGUGUAUUCAAUAGAUGUAUACCAGAAGCACUAGUCAAUCUGGCAGCAACGAUGGCACGAUCUUUUACAUCAGUGUUAAGUAGCGUUACCGUAGGGGGAGACAUAAGUGUUUCCAUAAUUAUUGUGGCAUGCUUUGGAUUUUUGGCGGCCUUUAUAAUCUGGUUCAUAGUGAUAGCUGUUAUUGCUUUUUGUCUUGGAGCAACAGCGUACUGCUGGUAUUCAUGGUAUAACCUGAAAAUGGCAUAUGAUAGUCUCGCUGCAUCACAACAGACAGCUGACAGGAGUGAUGCUGUUGAAACCUGGUUAAUUUAUGCUUGUAUAGCCAGUGGGAUUACCGUUGUCCAGUUAUUCAAAGAGGCUGGAAAAGCAAUCAGAUGCAUUCCUUUCUUGUUGCUUCAACCUCUAUGGACAUUAAUUAUACUUGGUGGAGUAUUGGCUGGGCUUGCUGCUAUAGCAGCAUAUAUUGAAACAUCUGGCAACAUUGUCGUUGCUGUCUCAUUUUCUGAUAUAUAUGUUUUAGAAAUUCCGGAGGUGAAUAAUUCAACAGGAAUUGUCAAAUAUGCUAUGGAUGAUACUAUGAGGUAUCUACGGUGGUACCAUAUAUUUGGAAUCCUUUGGGUAUCAGCAUUCAUUGUGGCCUGUCAAGAUAUGGUUAUUGCUGGUGCAAUCGCAACGUGGUUUUUCAAAAGGGAUAAGAGCCAACUUGGAUGGCCAGUCCUUGCAUCUAUCAAAAGACUCAUCAGAUACCAUCUUGGAUCUGUUGCAUUUGGAUCGUUUAUAAUUGCUCUUGUCCGUCUGGCCAGGAUGGUUCUUGGAUAUAUUCAGAACAAGCUUCGUGGAAAAGUAGGGAAGGUGACAGAUUUCCUUCUCAAAAUGUUGCAAUGUUGUCUUUGGUGUUUUGAAAAGUUUCUAGCUUAUCUAAAUAGAAACGCAUAUAUUGAAAUAGCUAUUUAUGGGUACAGUUUCUGUAGAGGAGCACAAAAGGCGUUUCUGCUCAUUGUUUCAAAUGCUUUGAGAGUUGCAGCUAUAAACUCCAUUGGUGAUUUUGUACUAUUUCUUGGUAAAAUAAGUACAAUGGCAAUCGUGUUAGUCAUUGGUCAUGAAUUUCUCAAGCAUAGGGACGACAUUAACUUUAUGUGGGCACCAAUAACAGUUGCAGCGGCUUUUGGGUUUGCAGUGUCACAUUGUUUUCUACUGGUGUAUGAGGUUGCCAUAGACACAAUAUUUUUGUGUUUUUGUGAAGAUUGUGAAAGAAAUGAUGGAGUUUCAAAGCCAUAUUAUAUGAGUAAAGACUUGAUGAAAUAUCUUAAUGAUAGUAACAAGAUGAUAGCUAAAGAUGAACAGACAAAGACAAACAAAAAGGAAGGGAUAGAUUUAGCAAAUGUCUGAUUGUACAAAUAACUUUUCACAAACCUUUUUUUGUAAUACAUACUGUAUAUUGUUAUAUGUUGUUAAGUUUUGUAAUUCUGAAAUAUAUUAUAUAAUUUGUUUGAUUGAAACUGUGU
Messenger RNA from Mytilus californianus (California mussel), 2000 nucleotides. Its product is annotated as choline transporter-like protein 1. The transcript is spliced from 19 exons. Lineage: Eukaryota; Metazoa; Mollusca; Bivalvia; Mytilida; Mytilidae. The coding region runs from base 1 to 1884 and encodes 627 amino acids. The record is from RefSeq and is a predicted model, not a curated record. Gene Ontology annotation, biological process: transmembrane transport. Gene Ontology annotation, cellular component: membrane. Gene Ontology annotation, molecular function: transmembrane transporter activity.